This is a messenger RNA of Angiostrongylus costaricensis, 774 nucleotides long. The record is from the annotation of a GenBank genome assembly. NCBI's taxonomy places the organism in Eukaryota, Metazoa, Nematoda, Chromadorea, Rhabditida, Metastrongylidae.
AUGUGUAUUCGCUUGCUGCUUGACGUUCUGUCGCUACUUUUCAUUAACAAGUUGACUACUGGUCCAAAUCCUGGAGCAUGGCGAUUACCGAUCGUUAUGAAUACAGUAAUGCUCCAGGGUGAGGUCACCGUCAUGGGUCCUAUCUAUGGAGAAGGUGAUUCGCUCAUCACAUUACUUUCGUUAGUCGGGAUGCCACCACAAAGAACCUACCUAUUCCUUGGAUGCUAUUUCGGUUUGGGUUUCGCACCACUUGAAAGCUUGCUGUUGCUUUUUUGCCUAAAAUGUUUGUAUCCGUCAAAAGUAUACCUACUCAAAGGUCAUCUCGAAGAACCAGCGUCGAUUAAGAAUUUGGGUUUGGACGACUGGUUGCUUCGAAGGAAAAUCCCAGCGGAAUCGGUGCCACGAGUUUCUGAAAUUGUUAUGGAAGCUGCAUGGGCAGUGAUGAAAUUAGAGUCAAGUCCGGUGACCGUUAACGACGGCAUACCGACAUUCACUGAAUCACAAUGCUCGGCUUUUUGCAAAGCAAACGGACUCAUUCUUCUAGUACGAGGCCGACAACUGGUCGAUGAAGGAUUUCUCAACUACCCGAAGGAGGUUCUAACGAUCGUCUCUGCUGUCGCUUAUCUGGAUAAUUUUAGAAAUUAUGCAGCAGCGAUCACAUUCCAAGGACUAAAUGCAUCGGUCGUACGCUACAAGAUGGACGAAGGUGAACCGAAGUCACUAGAUAUCGUCAAACCAGGAAUUGGACGGAAUUCUCUGGCACUUCCUUUGUGA